Molecule: messenger RNA, 984 nt
Organism: Rhizoctonia solani
Lineage: Eukaryota; Fungi; Basidiomycota; Agaricomycetes; Cantharellales; Ceratobasidiaceae
Product: pre-mRNA-splicing factor CWC21
Exons: 5
Coding region: 1-984 (327 amino acids)
Source: RefSeq, a predicted model, not a curated record
AUGUAUAACGGAAUUGGACUUACAACGCCAAGAGGAAGUGGCACGAACGGCUAUGUUGUUCGCAACCUUUCCCAUCUCCGCUCUCGAGAUGGGCAACAAGAUAUGCACAAGUUUGACCAAGCGCCACCAAAGCACAGGGAGCCUGAUGCAGGCAUUCUGGAACAUGAACGGCUUCGCAAGAUUGAAGUAAGGUGCUUGGAACUACAGCUCGAGUUGGAGGAAAAUAAUAUCCCCGAAGAAAACAUCGAGGCGGAAUGUUCCAACUCUGGCAAAAAUCUCAAGCCAAACGAUACACAUGGUAUGGCUCUGGCUAAGAAAACAGAACUUGAUAAAAUGGCGCGAGCAUUGGGUACCUCAUCCAGCUACGUCGAGGGAGAUGCCUUUAACCGGGAAAAGCAAGAGGAGUUACGUCGCCAGAGGGCCGUUGAACGAGAGGAAAACGAUCGUCGCAAGGAGGAGCUGCGUCAAAAGCGUGACGAAGAGAAUAAGCGCCGAGAUGCUGAGCGUAGAGAGCAAGAUCGUCUUCGCAGGAGGCGGGAAGAUCAGGCACGCAGGGAGCGAGAAUCAAGGAUGCCCCCACCCCCACCACCGGGUCGUGGAAGAGACGAUGAUGCUCGUCGUUCCCCUCCCCGUGACUACUCUCCGCGUCGGCGUGACCGGAGCCCCCCUCGCCGCCGUUCACCAUCUCCCUACUCCAGACGGGCUCGCUAUUCCCGGAGAUCGCGUUCGCCUAGGAGGGAUUCUCGCUCUCCACGUAGGAGGGACUCUCGUUCACCGUCACCUGUUCGACGUGCCAGUCGCUCUCCCUCACCCAAACGUGACCGUGAUUCGCGCUCGGCUUCGCCACCUAGGCGUCGUCGAUCGCCUUCACCUGAUUCGCCUCGCGGCCGCCCAGAAUCACGAUCUCCUAGCCCCAAACGCGCCCGCUCCAAGUCGGCGGAUUCUGCUAUGUCUGUGUCUGGCGAUGAGCAGCGCGGUCAAUGA